Molecule: messenger RNA, 807 nt
Organism: Nematolebias whitei (Rio pearlfish)
Lineage: Eukaryota; Metazoa; Chordata; Actinopteri; Cyprinodontiformes; Rivulidae
Gene: srd5a2b
Product: steroid-5-alpha-reductase, alpha polypeptide 2b
Exons: 5
Coding region: 52-807 (251 amino acids)
Biological process (GO): steroid biosynthetic process
Cellular component (GO): membrane
Molecular function (GO): 3-oxo-5-alpha-steroid 4-dehydrogenase activity
Source: RefSeq, a predicted model, not a curated record
GGGAAGGAGUGCAACAACGUGCACCAUCCUGGAGGCACGGAGUCGUACGGGAUGCAGUGCUACGAGAACCUGGUCCACUAUCUGAGCUGUGGGAUCCUCCUGGCAGGACUUGUCCAUCUGGUCCACCAUAAGAAGGUGCAGGCCUCAUACGGGCGCCACAUGGCGCCUUCUUCUGCCAGGACCGUACCCGCCAGACUCGCCUGGUUCCUGCAGGAGAUGCCAGCUCUGCUCAUCCCGGUUCUUUUUCUGCAGUUUUCACAUCAAUCCUCUCAUACGGGGAAGCACCUAAUCCUCAAGACAUUUUGCUUGCACUAUUUUCAAAGGACAUUUGUCUACUCUUUGCUAACCAGAGGACAGCCUUUCCCAGUGGGUGUGAUGGUGGCAGCAGGUUUCUUUUGCUUCCUGAAUGGUUUCUUGCAGAGCCACUAUCUGCUGCACUGUGCCCAGUUUGACGACAAAUGGUCAACUGGCUACCGCUAUAAAAUUGGUUUGCUGCUGUUUUACAUCGGAAUGGCUAUCAAUAUACACAGCGACUGUAUUUUACGCAGUCUCAGGAAGCCAAAAGAAAUAGUCUACAAGAUUCCUACAGGGGGUCUGUUUGAAUACGUGUCUGGUGCCAACUACUUAGGAGAGAUCGUGGAGUGGUUUGGCUACGCUGUGGCGACCUGGUCCCUCCCGACGCUGUCCUUCGCCGUCUUCAGCCUCCUCUUUAUUGGACCUAGGGCCUAUUACCAUCACAGGUUUUAUAAGAAGAAAUUUAAAGAAUACCCCAAGUGUCGAAAGGCUUUGAUUCCAGUCAUCUUCUGA